AUGAGCGAAAGCGAAGUUACCACAGAUCCUAAGGUUGUUGAAGACGUUAAAGAAGAAGUUGAGGCCAAGAAAGGUGUUGAUGCUGCUGCACCUCCGAUGCCUAAACGACCAAUUUCACCUACCGAAAAGGUGAUUCAAGACCUAAGAGACGCCUUUCCAGGUCUGGAGGACAAGUAUCUCAAGAUGGCAUUAAUUGCAUCUCAAGGUCAGCUCGACCCGGCUUUCAAUGCUUUGUUAUUCCUUUCUGAUCCAAACAGCGAUAUUCAUGUUCCUUCGCCUCAUUCUGGCCCUGAUGAGAAUGAGAAGGUCUCUGCUAUGAAGGCACAAUCGUCUCGGCAGAGGCAAUUGGAGACCGAUGAGGCAUUCGCUCGAAGAUUGGCUAGAGAGUAUCAGCAUGUUGGUAAAUCCCAUCGUAACCAUUCAUCUGUGUCAACGGGUGAUGCCAAUCACAAGACGAUUCCCGCCUGGGCUAAAGAUGAUGAUGAUGAGUUGGAUGACUUAUAUAAUUCCCUUAGCAAGAAUGUAGAGACCGCUAGGAACAAGUUUGGUAAUUGGAUGGACAAUCUUGCUAAGAAGAUCAACACAGAUGGUCAGGAAACUGAUACUUACCAGACUCAUCAAGCUCCUACUUUACCACAUCGCAGAAAGCCCCAGCUUUUCAGUGCCUUUGGUGCCAACCAGAAGGAUCAGCCUCUUCCUCCUGUUCCUUCCAACGAUGCGGAUGAAGUCGGAGGAUUGGCUGACAGAAUGGCCCCGAUAAAGAUGUCUGACGAUACUGAACCUCCUGUUAAGGAGGACAUUGCGGAGAAUACUACGAAAGAUGAGGACCAGAAGCACAAUUCCUCCAGUAAUUGGACGGCUCUUUCCUCCGUUCAACCUGAGCCUGUUCCCAGCGACAAGUUUCUAGUUGACGACAGUGAAGACGAGGAUGAAGACGAGAAGCCAGAACCAAGCCAAGAAGAAAAGCCAAAGAAAUCGGACGCCUUAAGCUCUUAA
Brettanomyces nanus is the source of this 996-nucleotide messenger RNA. RefSeq lists its product as uncharacterized. Gene Ontology annotation, molecular function: ubiquitin binding; ubiquitin conjugating enzyme binding. The transcript has a single exon. The record is from RefSeq and is a predicted model, not a curated record. The coding region runs from base 1 to 996 and encodes 331 amino acids. Lineage: Eukaryota; Fungi; Ascomycota; Pichiomycetes; Pichiales; Pichiaceae. Gene Ontology annotation, biological process: ubiquitin-dependent protein catabolic process. Gene Ontology annotation, cellular component: cytoplasm.